AUGCCAUCCGAUUCAGGAUCAGGCGGUUUCCAGGCGUAUGCGCAUCUUUUAGACGCGCGAAUUCUGCGUGCCUUGGCGGAUAAUAAGUUUGGCACACCGACACCUGUUCAAAGGGAAUCCUUGCAAUAUAGUUUGGGUGGUGCUGCGCGCGAUAUCCUAGCUCGGGCUCGGACAGGCAGUGGUAAAACACUGGCGUAUGGGCUUCCAAUCUUGCAAAAGAUUGUAGCAACAAAGCAAGGUAUCCCGAGAUCAAGCACAGAAUACUCCGCCACACGUGCAUUGGUUCUCGUACCCUCUCGUGAGCUUGCCGAGCAGGCGACACGACAACUCAACGAUGUACUGACAUACUGUAAGGAUAUGGUCCGAGUGGCAAACCUUGCUCGACCUGUCAAGUCAUCCGUCCAAAAGCUGCUUCUUUCAGAGAGGCCUGAUGUAGUGGUGGCUACACCAUCGCGCGCACUUGCUAGCAUGCAAGCUGGAGAUCUGGUCGUGCGCGACUCGUUGCAAUCGCUCGUCAUAGACGAGACAGAUCUGGUACUUUCAUAUGGCUAUGGCACUGAUGUGAAGACGAUUUUACAGGAAGGAUUUCUCUCUCGCACUCACCAAACAUUUCUCAUGAGUGCAACGCUUGACGAUGACACUGAGGCACUCCGUGAACUUAUGCUCAAGGAUCCCGUUGUUCUGCGUCUUGAGAAUGACACGUCCCUCGCCGAAAAUUUGUCGCAAUACUAUGUCGAAACAUCGGAAGACGAAAAGUUUCUACUAGUGUACGUGAUGCUCAAGCUGCGCCUCAUUCGUGGCAAGUGUCUCUUAUUUGUGAAUGAUAUCGACAGGUGCUAUCGACUAAAGCUAUUCCUCGAGCAAUUCGGGCUUCGUACCUGUGUAUUGAACGAAGAGUUGCCCGUCAACAGCCGCUUCCAUAUUGUGGAAGAGUUUAACAAGGGCAAGUACGACUAUAUCAUUGCGACAGAUGCGAAUGCAGCACCAGAAUCGAAGAAAACAACAUCAUCUCAACGGGGCAAGGAGUUCAACGUGUCGCGUGGUAUUGAUUUUGUGGCAGUCGCUUGUGUUAUCAACUUUGAUUUGCCCACGUCGACGCGCGCUUAUACCCACCGCAUCGGUCGCACCGCACGCGCAGGUAACACUGGUACGGCGCUGAGUUUUGUCGUGCCAAGGCGUGAAUUUGGCAAGAAGAAGGCUUUGUGCUGUCCCUCGUGCAAGCACGACGAACAAAUGUGGGAACAAAUCGUGGAAGAUCAAAAAAGCAGUGGCAUGCAGAUCCAUCCAUGGACUUACGACCGCACUCAAGUCGAAGCAUUUCGCUACAGAAUGGAGGAUGCACUGCGUAGUGUCACCAAAGCCGCCAUCAAGGAAGCGCGUAUACAAGAAAUCAAGCAAGAGAUUCUUAACAGUGAGGCACUGAAAGCCCACUUUGAAGAGAAUCCUCGUGACUUGGAGUAUCUUCGUCAUGACCGUGCGCUGCAUCCUGCGCGUGUCCAAGCGCACAUGAAACAUAUCCCAUCUUACUUGCGCCCGCGCAUCGCUUCGCUUCCAGGCACAGCGCAGUCUCAUGUCGGGUAUGUACCCAAGAACCGGCCUAAAGUGCCUCAACGUGGGAAAAAGAACACGCCCCGAGGCAAGAGCAAGAAGAAGAGUGAUCCCCUCAAGUCGUUUACAUAG
This is a messenger RNA of Malassezia restricta, 1680 nucleotides long. Its product is annotated as ATP-dependent RNA helicase DDX56/DBP9. NCBI's taxonomy places the organism in Eukaryota, Fungi, Basidiomycota, Malasseziomycetes, Malasseziales, Malasseziaceae. The transcript has a single exon. Gene Ontology annotation, cellular component: nucleolus. The coding region runs from base 1 to 1680 and encodes 559 amino acids. Gene Ontology annotation, molecular function: ATP binding; nucleic acid binding. The record is from RefSeq and is a predicted model, not a curated record.